Peronospora belbahrii is the source of this 1452-nucleotide messenger RNA. Lineage: Eukaryota; Oomycota; Peronosporomycetes; Peronosporales; Peronosporaceae. The record is from the annotation of a GenBank genome assembly.
AUGACUAUGACAGUCUUUGACGGAUAUUAUAAAGACUAUGACCAUGCCCGACAAGAGGCAUUCCAAGCCAUUGAUGAGUACAAGCACACUUCGAAUUCCACUGAGCGUGAACACUUGGCGGUGACUGCAAAAAGUAACAUUGAUGAAGUGGAGCGAUAUCAGUGGGGAAUUUUGGACAAUGAGCGGAAGCUUGAUCCAGCAAUACCGACCGCGGUAAUACGGGAGGAGCGAGCAUUAUUCGGAAUGAUUAGGCGUAAAGGGGUUGGGAUCCAAGUUGGUAAUUCCUGUUGGGAACUCUACUGUCUUGAACAUGGUAUACAACCAGAUGGUCAGAUCCCAAGUGACUCUAGUGCCAUGGGUGAUGAUUCCUUCUCUACCUUCUUCUCUGAGACAGGAUCAGGUAAACACGUACCCCGUGCCGUGUUUGUAGAUUUGGAGCCUACCGUCUGUGAUGAAGUACGAACGGGCACAUACCGUCAGUUGUACCACCCCGAGCAAAUUAUCUCGGGAAAAGAAGACGCUGCCAAUAAUUAUGCACGUGGCCAUUACACUAUCGGCAAAGAGGUCGUGGAUCAGGUACUAGAUCGUGUGCGUAAGCUUGCAGACGCCUGUACUGGUCUUCAGGGCUUUAUGGUAUUCAAUGCUGUUGGUGGCGGUACUGGUUCAGGUCUUGGCUCACUGCUUCUCGAGCGUUUAUCGGUCGACUAUGGUCCUAUCUACGACAUUUGCCGUCGUUCGCUGGACAUUGAACGUCCCACGUACGCCAACUUGAACCGGCUGAUUGCUCAGGUGAUCUCAUCUCUGACUACGUCACUGCGCUUCGAUGGCUCGCUGAACGUGGAUAUCACCGAGUUUCAGACCAAUUUAGUGCCGUACCCGCGCAUCCAUUUCAUGCUCAGCUCGUACGCGCCCGUGAUUUCUGCUGAGAAAGCUUAUCACGAACAGCUGUCGGUAGCUGAGAUUACCAAUAGUGCAUUUGAGCCAACCUCUAUGAUGGCCAAGUGUGAUCCGCGCCACGGCAAGUACAUGGCCACAUGUCUCAUGUACCGAGGUGACGUUGUUCCGAAGGACGUGAACGCUGCGGUUGCCACGAUCAAGACCAAGCGUACGAUCCAGUUUGUGGACUGGUGUCCGACGGGCUUCAAGUGCGGCAUUAACUAUCAGCCGCCAUCGGUAGUGCCGGGUGGCGAUCUUGCUCGCGUGCAGCGUGCCGUAUGCAUGAUCUCGAACACGAGCGCUAUUGCUGAGGUGUUUUCUCGCAUCGAUCACAAGUUUGAUCUGAUGUACGCGAAGCGUGCGUUCGUGCACUGGUUUGUUGGUGAGGGCAUGGAAGAAGGCGAGUUUUCGGAGGCUCGUGAGGACCUUGCUGCUCUGGAGAAAGAUUAUGAGGAGGUAUCAGCUGAGACUGCCGAGGGCGAAGGUGAGGAUGAAGCCUUUGGUGAGGAAUACUAA